CUUCAGAUGGGAUGCCAAGCGUUUCAAACCAGACUUCUCCAUCAAACCAACAGAGGGUUACAUUUCUCCAGGAACAAAUGUCUCUUUUGAAGUGACCUUCCACCCUUGUGAACAGAGUCAGGACAUCUGCUAUGAGAACCUACCCUGCUACAUCCAAGGCGGAGAACCUGUGAGGCUCACCCUGAGUGGAUUCUGUGUGGGCGUCCCACUUGUCAAAGAGGUAGUAAAUUUUGUAUGCCAGGUGCGUGGAAAGCACACACAGACCAUCAUGCUAUCUAACCGGACCAACCAACCAUGGACGCUGCAGCCCAUUAUUGAGGGAGAGCACUGGAAAGGGGCAGAGUUCAUCAGGGUGGAAGCCCACCAGCAGAACAAGCCCUAUGAAAUCACAUACAGACCUCUUGCUAUGAACACAGAAAACAAGAAAGACCAGGGAUCUAUCUUUUUCCCACUCCCAGAUGGAACAGGACUGCUUUAUCUCCUGCAAGGCACUGCAGAGCCUCCCAAGUCCGCUGGGAAUAUUAUGAGGGAAGUUCCAUGCAAAACAUCCUACGUAGAACUGUUUCCCAUCACCAACUGGUUGAACAAGCUGCAACGGUUCCGGGUAACAGUUGACAUGCUAAAGCCAGAGAAGCUGGAAGUCACAACCACCCUGAAAACUCUGGACUAUAUUGAAGUGCCUGCUUCUGCCAAGAAGGACCACAAGCUCACCUUCUUCUCUUACAAAGAAGGCAUGUACAGUGCCAAGGUAACCUUCCGCAACGAAGCCACCCAGGAAUUCUUAUUCUACCUGAUCACAUUUAAGGCCAUCCCAUGCGGCCCACUAAGCACCCUUGAACUGGCCACGGCUGUCCGGCAAAACACCUCCUCCUCCGUCAAAGUUGAAAAUCCGCUGCAUUACCCAGUCACCUUCAACACAGAGUGCAAGGUGCCAGACAUCAACAUGCCUCCCCAGUUCACCGUCCCUGCUCAGUCUGAGGGAGUGCUCGUCUUCGAGUUCCUACCAAUGAGGCCCGGGGAAACCAGUGGGCGUCUGGCUCUCAACAGCAAUGAACUGGGCACUUUCCAGUAUGAUUUGAUCCUGAAAGCCACUCCGGCCCGUCCAGAGAAGCCCCUCUGUUUUUCUACCACGCUGGGCAGCAGCCAGAGCUUGGUUGCCAAGUUUGUCAACUACACUCGCCAAAAGACCGAGUACUCCACCAAGGUCGACUGCCCCGAUUUCCACGUGGACAAGGUCGUCAACGCCCCCGCGGGGUCGCAGGCGGGGACCGAGGUCAGCGUGGAGGUGACCUUCGAGCCGUGCCAGCUGGGCGAGUCCAGAGGAACCCUCCUGCUCUCCUCGGCGGCGGGGGGCGACUACGCGGUCCCGCUCUCCGGCACGUCGCUGCCCCCG
Messenger RNA from Python bivittatus (Burmese python), 1393 nucleotides. The record is from RefSeq and is a predicted model, not a curated record. NCBI's taxonomy places the organism in Eukaryota, Metazoa, Chordata, Lepidosauria, Squamata, Pythonidae.